Molecule: messenger RNA, 1428 nt
Organism: Chaetomium strumarium
Lineage: Eukaryota; Fungi; Ascomycota; Sordariomycetes; Sordariales; Chaetomiaceae
Exons: 5
Coding region: 1-1428 (475 amino acids)
Molecular function (GO): oxidoreductase activity, acting on the CH-OH group of donors, NAD or NADP as acceptor
Source: RefSeq, a predicted model, not a curated record
AUGCCCAUGCACAAGGGCUUCCUUCCCCGGGAGGGCUUCAAGGGCGACACGGUGCUCAAGAUCAUCCGCAGCACGGCACUCAACCCGAAGCUCAUCCUCCCCCUGCUCCUGCUGGCCAAAUACACCAAGAAGGGCGAGAACUGGGCCAUAUUGCACCCAAAGGCCUACUCCCGCCUCAAGACGUUGCUGGUAUUCGGUCUCCUGAGGUGGAUCAACAACUACUUCUCGCGGGGCGUUCUGAAUAACUGGGUCAGCGACGAGUAUGACUGGACGAAGGAGAUUGUUCUCAUCACAGGAGGCGCGGGCGGCAUUGGCGGUCAGGUUGUGCAGCUGCUGGCCGAGAAGGGCAUCAAGGUCGUCGUGCUGGAUAUCCAGCCCCUGACCUACACUGCUGGACCUACCGUCCACUACUUCAAAUGCGACAUCACCUCCCGCAAGGCCCUCCCCCGCACCGCCGAGCAAAUCCGCCUCGCCGUGGGCCACCCAACCAUCCUGAUCAACAACGCCGGCGUUGUGCAGGGGCGCACCAUCCUCGACGCGACCGAGCACGACAUCCGCUUCACCUUCGACGUGAACACGCUGGCGCACUACUGGACGGCGCAGGAAUUCCUGCCGCACCUCGUCCGCCUCAACCACGGCAUGGUCGUGACGGUCGCGUCCGUGGCCGCGUGGGUGGCGGUCCCCAACAUGGUCGACUACGCCGCCUCCAAGGCGGCCGCGCAGGCCUUCCACGACGGGCUAACCGCCGAGCUCGGCACGCGGUACGGCGCCCCGCGCGUCCGCACCGUGGUGGUCAACCAGGGGUACACCACCACGCCGCUGUUCGAGGGCUACCACAAUGACAGCCCCUUCCUGAUGCCUGCGCUGCAUCCCGAGACGGUGGCCGAGGCGAUUGUCGCGCAGGUGCUGAGCGGCGAGAGCGGGCAGGUGAUCCUGCCGGAGUUUGCGAGCUAUGCGCUGCCGGCGCUGGCGGGCAUGCCGCAUUGGUAUCAGAACCGGCUGAGGAAGAAGAAUCAGAGGAUCAUGCGGGACUUUAGAGGCAGGAAGGUGGUGCAGGAUGUGGAGGGGUUCUAUGCCGAGCGGGAGAAGGAAGAUGGGACAGGGGAGGAGCGUGGAGCAGGAGAGGUUGGGAGUACUGUGUUGGUUGGAAACGUUUUGGGGGUCAUGAUGAUGAUGGUCAUCGAGCUUGUCCAGGGCGGCUGCAUUCUAAACCUGAUCAAACGCGCCGAGGACGGCAAUGGUCAAACUGUUGACCCCACGCUGCUCUCACCCGAGUCCUUUCGGAUUCGAGUGGUCCCAAUCGAUUUCAACUACAUCAAGGUGCUCUAUGGCCCUUGGCACCCGACGGCACCUGCUCAAUACCCGAGUCUUGUGACAACUGGCAGGCGCGAGGAUGAAAUCUAUAAGAAAGUUAUUCGCAACCAGUGA